Macrosteles quadrilineatus (aster leafhopper) is the source of this 718-nucleotide messenger RNA. RefSeq names its product 39 kDa FK506-binding nuclear protein-like. Gene Ontology annotation, cellular component: nucleolus; chromatin. The record is from RefSeq and is a predicted model, not a curated record. Bases 97 to 660 code for a protein of 187 amino acids. The transcript is spliced from 4 exons. Gene Ontology annotation, molecular function: macrolide binding; peptidyl-prolyl cis-trans isomerase activity. Lineage: Eukaryota; Metazoa; Arthropoda; Insecta; Hemiptera; Cicadellidae.
GCUACAAACAAAAUCAAAAAACAACCAAUUAAGUUAACCAAAUGAUAUUGCAGAUUUCAAAGCUUUACUUAUUACAAAGUUCAAAUUAAAAUUAAAAUGCUAUGUAUUAGGAAUUUUAAACGCCUCAGUGUAUUUAAUGAUGCGAUUUAUAAAUGUGUUUUAUGCCCCCGAUUCGAAACUCAGGCUUUUGAAAAUGAAGUAGGCCUACCUAUGAAAAGGCUCAAUAGGCCCAUAAAUGAUACACUCAAAAUACCGACUAGACUCUAUUCAAAGAAAGUGAAAACCACAUCUCAUGGUGCAGCUGAAAAACAUAAUUUAAAAGAGAAAACUCUCCAAGGGGGUGUCACCAUUACUGAUGUUGUAGUUGGAAAUGGCUCACCUGCUAAAAGCGGAAGUACGGUUACAGUGUACUAUAGUGGUAAACUGAGAGACACAAACAAACAGUUUGAUGCAAUGACUAGUGGCAGAGGGCUGACAUUUCACAUUGGAAAAGGAGAAGUAAUCGAUGGCUGGGAUGUCGGACUCGUUGGCAUGAAAGUGGGUGGAAAACGAGUCAUCACUUGUCCUCCAGACAUGGCAUAUGGAGCUGAAGGAUAUCCACCCAAGAUACCAUCUAAUAGCACUCUCGUCUUUGAAGUUGAACUAAAGGCUGUCAAAUAAACUAACACAAUGUGUUCUAAAAUAACAAACAUUUAUUAUAAUACAACAAUAUAAACUA